GCGGUCCAACCCCAGCCCCCUUCAAUAUAAAAUCCAAAAAGAACAGGUAGAACCACCUCUCUCUCUCUCUCUCUCUCUCUCUCUGUCUUCUUCGUCUGAUUCCCCGCAACAAACUUUGGAUCAAGAGAAGAUCAAACAACAAGAACAACGACAUCACUUCAGAGAUCAAACACAAAGAUCGACCGACAUGGUUGAAACCAGGCGAAGCUCAUCUUCCCCCAAACGCCCUCUCUCUUCUCCUUCCUCCUCCUCCUCCUCCUCUCUCCCCAACGCCAAACGAUCAAAGGUGGCGGAGGCCUCGUCUCCCUGUGCGACACCUCCCGAAACCCUAGCUCCGGCGAAGGAAUCCGGAUGUGAAUCUCGAGGCCAGGAGGCGAGAUCUUCUGAUCCGCCUCGUACUGGUAAUUCAGAUGGGUUCGAUGCGACUGUGCCUGAAAAAUCCCCAGAUGUUCAAGUGGAAGGCGAGCCUUUAGGUGAUUCGGCCAUGGAUGCAGAGAAAGUAAAGUCGGUUGCUUUAGCGCUUAAUCGGGCAAAGAAACGGCAACUGAAGCAAAAUGUCAAGGUCGCAUGGGGAAAGCUCCUCUCUCAGUACUCUGAGAAUCGUCACGUUGUUAUGAAUGGUCCUAUUUUUACUGUUGGUCAAGGCCGUCAAUGCAACUUGUGGAUCAGAGAUCCAUCCAUUAGUAAAACUCUGUGUAAUCUGAGGCCCACAGAACCACAGCGGGGAGGUUCUCCUGGCACCUUACUUGAGAUUAUUGGCGGAAAAGGAGCUGUCCAAGUAAAUGGAAAAGUUUACCCUAAAAAUUCUACUAUACCUCUGAAUGGUGGUGAUGAAGUGGUUUUUAGUUCAUCUUCUAGACAUGCUUAUAUUUUCCAGCAACUUGUAAAUGAUGACUUAGCUGCUUCUGGCAUGCCACCUCCGUUAAGCAUACUAGAAGCCCAUGGUGCUCCAAUAAAGGGAUUACACCUUGAGACAAGAUCAGGAGAUGCUUCAGUGGCAUCAAUUUUAGAAUCUUUGUCAAGUCUCCGAAAAGAGUUGUCACUUCCUCCACCUUCUCAAGAUGACGUGGAUGUGCAACAAGGUUCGGAAAUGCCUAUGCUGCCCUCUGCUUGUGAAGUAUCUGAUAACCGUAUUCUGGGUGCUGAAAUGAAGGAUACUUCUGAUCAUGAUGAUGGGGCUGGUGUUUCGUCAAGUUUGAAAGCUGUUGUUCCAUCUCCUGAUGCUGCUAUUGAAAACCCAAAUCUUGAUAGCAUUGGUUUGGAUGCUUCUGGGGAUGCAGAUAUUGGAAAGGUCUCUGGGGAAGCUCAUGAAUGGAGACCACUCCUAAAGAUGCUUGCAGGAUUACCUACUUCUGAAUUUGAUUUAAGUUUUAGCAUUUCUAAAAUUCUUGGUGAACGAAGGGAAAUCAGAGAACUUCUCAAGGAUUUUGACACUCCAAUUUUGGAAUCAACUAGGCGCCAAGCGUUUAAAGAUGGGUUACAAGAAGGAAUUCUUAGUGCCAACAACAUUGAAGUUUCGUUUGAAAACUUCCCAUAUUAUUUAAGUGAGACCACAAAGAAUGUUUUGAUUGCAUCCACCUAUUUACAUUUGAAGUGUAAUAAAUUUGCGAAGUACACCUCAGAUCUCCCUACGGUGUGUCCAAAAAUAUUAUUAUCUGGUUCUGCAGGUUCGGAAAUAUAUCAGGAAACACUGACAAAGGCACUUGCCAAACAUUUUGGUGCUAGACUGCUACUAGUUGAUUCUCUUCUACUGCCUGGUGGAUCAAUUCCAAAGGAUUUUGGUUUUGUGAAAGAGAGUAUAAGGCCUGAAAGGGCAAGCGUGUUUGCGAAACGGGCUGGACAGGCAGCUUCAAUACAGCUCAGGAAACCAGCUUCAAGUGUUGAGGCAAAUAUAACUGGUGGGUCUUCCAUAAGUUCUCAGGCACAGCCUAAGCAGGAGGCAUCUACUGCGUCGUCAAAGACCUACAAUUUCAAGAAAGGUGAUAGAGUAAAAUUUGUGGGUUCCUUGCCAUCUGGAUUUUCUCCUCUACAAGCUCCUUCAAGGGGCCCAACAUAUGGUUAUAGAGGCAAAGUAGUUCUUGCAUUUGAGGAAAAUGGGUCUUCCAAAAUUGGUGUUAGAUUUGAUAAAUCAAUUCCAGAAGGCAAUAAUCUUGGUGGCUUUUGCGAUGAAGACCAUGGAUUCUUUUGUACUGCUGACGUACUUCGCCUAGAUAGUUCUGGGACUGAUGAGGUUGACAAGCUUGCCAUAAACGAACUCUUUGAGGUUGUCUCGAAUGAGAGUAAAAAUGGUUCGUUAAUAAUAUUUCUAAAGGACACAGAGAAAUCAGUGGUGGGGAAUCCCGAGACAUAUGCAGCCUUCAAGAGUAAGCUGGAAUGUUUACCGGAAAAUGUAGUCGUCAUUGCUUCCCAUACCCAGAUGGACAAUCGCAAGGAGAAGUCCCACCCUGGUGGUCUUCUGUUUACAAAGUUCGGGAGCAAUCAAACAGCACUACUAGACCUUGCCUUCCCGGAUAACUUCGGUAGACUACAUGAUAGAAACAAAGAAAUACCUAAAACAAUGAAGCAACUCACCCGUCUUUUCCCCAACAAGGUGACUAUUCAGGUGCCUCAGGAUGAAAAUCUACUUUCAGACUGGAAACAACAGUUGGAUCGUGAUAUGGAGAUUUUAAAAUCACAGUCUAACAUCGUUAAUGUUCAUUCAGUUUUAAACAGGAGUGGCCUGGAGUGUCCUGACCUUGAAACACUGUACGUAAAGGAUCAGGUCCUGACAAGUGAAAGUGCGGAGAAAAUUGUUGGCUGGGCUUUGAGUCAUCACUUUAUGCACUGUGCUGAAGCAUCAGCUAAAGGUGCCAAGCUCACAGUUUCCAGUGAAAGUAUUAGGUAUGGGCUCAACAUUCUACAAGGAAUUGAAAAUGAAACCCAGAAUUUGAAGAAACCACUCAAGAUUUUUCAGGAUGUGGUUACUGAGAAUGAAUUUGAGAAGAAGCUUCUUGCUGAUGUUAUUCCGCCAAGUGACAUUGGGGUUACUUUCGAUGACAUUGGAGCCCUAGAGAAUGUUAAGGAUACAUUGAAGGAAUUGGUUAUGCUACCUCUUCAGAGGCCUGAAUUAUUUUGUAAAGGACAGCUGACAAAGCCUUGCAAGGGAAUACUGCUUUUUGGACCACCGGGUACUGGUAAAACAAUGCUUGCAAAAGCAGUUGCAACUGAGGCUGGUGCGAACUUCAUCAACAUAUCAAUGUCGAGCAUUACUUCAAAGUGGUUUGGAGAAGGAGAGAAAUAUGUCAAAGCAGUGUUCACGCUGGCUAGUAAAAUUGCUCCUUGUGUUAUUUUUGUUGACGAGGUUGACAGCAUGCUGGGAAGACGUGAAAAACCUGGAGAACAUGAAGCAAUGCGCAAAAUGAAGAACGAGUUCAUGGUGAACUGGGAUGGUUUGCGUACGAAGGAUAAGGAACGUGUACUGGUACUUGCUGCCACCAAUAGGCCUUUUGACCUUGAUGAGGCUGUCAUUAGGAGACUGCCCCGUAGAUUGAUGGUAAAUUUGCCAGAUUCCACAAACAGAGAGAAAAUUUUGAGAGUUGUAUUGGCCAAAGAAGAAUUGGCACCUGAUGUUGAUCUUGAAGCAGUUGCUAAUAUGACUGAUGGAUAUUCAGGAAGUGACUUAAAGAAUCUUUGUGUGACAGCAGCGCAUUGUCCCAUAAGAGAAAUUUUGGAGAAGGAAAAGAAGGAGAAAUCUUUAGCAUUGGCGGAGAACAGACCAUUACCUGCAUUGCAUAGCAGUGCUGACGUUCGCCCUCUAAGCAUGGAGGAUUUUAAAUAUGCACAUGAACAGGUAUGUGCAAGUGUGUCAUCGGAGUCAGCAAAUAUGAGUGAGCUCCUCCAGUGGAAUGAUCUAUAUGGAGAAGGUGGAUCAAGGAAGAAGAAAUCCCUCAGCUACUUCAUGUAGACAAGGUACUUAAGUGUAUAGAAUUCCUUUUUUAGUUUAUGGUUUUUUUCACAAGCAAAGCAUCUAGGUAAGGUAAUCUUAGGUAACUGUAUUAAUGGAAAUUUUAUCGCAGUUUCCCCCAACCCAAAAAUCCCUUUCCCCCAUUCAGGCCCUCAUCAUUCAGGCCCUCAUGUAUCAUAUUUAGUUUAUGGAUAUUUUUCCGCAUCCAUUGCAAAUUUUACAAUAUUUCUUAGGCUUGUUAUAUAUCUUUUUAUUUUUAUUUAUUUUUUGUGCUUCUCAAGGUCCCAUUUUGUCUGUAUAUACAAUUUGAUUAAUUGAAUAAGUUAUGUUUGUUUUCUUCUUGAAA
Camellia sinensis is the source of this 4289-nucleotide messenger RNA. RefSeq lists its product as uncharacterized. Gene Ontology annotation, cellular component: mitochondrial outer membrane. Gene Ontology annotation, molecular function: ATP hydrolysis activity; ATP binding; protein binding. The record is from RefSeq and is a predicted model, not a curated record. NCBI's taxonomy places the organism in Eukaryota, Viridiplantae, Streptophyta, Magnoliopsida, Ericales, Theaceae.